AUGAUACACGUCUUUCAAUUGUCUACAUUCUGGCUGCUUAUUGUUUUGGCUGCCUGCCAGGACAUUAACGAUAUUGACCGGUAUCUUGAUCCUUUUGAUCCCAACCCUCGUUUCAUCGUCAAGAAUGGCCACUUGAUGGUGAUGACGGGCCGGAAUAAGGACCUUGUGUUCCGCUCCUCAGGCAAUGGUCGAGUUAAGAUAAAUGGCGAUGAUAUUGCCGCAUUGAGGGCUGGUUCCAUCGCUCCAUCGUCAGCUGAUCAGCAAAGCGGAGAUGUGGCUGGCUCUCGCACUACCGAUCUAGCCUUUCAAAUAACCGAACUAGUAAACAGACGAGUGGAGGAGAGGAUGGCCAGCAUCAAUGCCAGUCUGGAGGCGGAUGAUCGCACGGCGAAGCUUCGUCGUCGUCAGCUCUCCCGACUGCAGCGCAGCUUCAGCAAGCUGGAACGUCUGCUCAAUACGGACGAGUGCAAACCGGUGAACCCUUGUCAGAAUGGCGGCGACUGCGAGGACGCCUUUGGCAGCUAUAUUUGCCGUUGUCCAGCUGGCUUUCAGGGCGACAACUGCGAACAGGACGUGAACGAGUGCGAGCGGUACCAGGGCACUGAGUUGGGCUGUCAGAAUGGCGGCACCUGUCUGAACACCUUUGGCGCCUUCCACUGCGUCUGUCCGGCGGCCUUCCAGGGCGUCCGCUGUACGGUCCAGUUCAAUGACUGCCGAAACGCCUCCAGCCACGAGAUCUGCGGCAGUGGAGAGUGCUUCGACCUGCCCAGGACGAGCAGCGGCGUCGCCCGCUACCGCUGCGUCUGCUACCAGGGAUUCACCAAGAGCAUCGCACACUCGGAGACGGCGCCCUGCGACGCAGACGUGGACGAGUGCGCCACAGGGAUUCACCGAUGCUCCCGCAAUCCUCCCGUCGCCUGCUUCAACACCAGAGCCGGCUACCAGUGCGGCCCCUGUCCGGCGGGCUACACCGGCGACGGCUACAGCUGCACCCUCUCAGCUGAUCUCUGCAAUGUAAACAAUGGCGGGUGCUCGCUCUCGCCACGAGUCAGCUGUUUCAGCAAUCUGGGCCGUGUCAUCUGUGGGCCCUGUCCGCCUGGUUUUGCUGGUGAUGGAACAACAUGCACUCAACUGGACGGCGACAUUUGCUCUUCAGGCAACGGCGGCUGCUCAUCGCAAGCUCGAUGCGUCGCCAACACGGCCAUUUCUGCCACAUACCGAGACUGUCUCUGUCCGCCGGGCACCACCGGCACUGGCAUCGGAACGAAUGGCUGUACCCGGCUGACCGGGGACAGCAGCUCAAUGUCCUGCGACAGUCGACCCUGUCAGAAUGGCGGCACAUGUGUUCCCUAUCGAGGCGGGGUGUACUGCUCCUGCCUGGCGGCCUUUUCCGGCACCUUCUGUGAGCUUCGAAUACUGAACGCCUGCAGUAGUAACCCCUGUCAGAAUAGCGGUGAAUGCGUGAACACCGGAACCGCAGGAGGUUACAGCUGUCUUUGUAACAAAAGCUACAACGGGCGAAACUGCGAUCAGCCCCGAGCAAACUGUGGCUACGAAGAGUUGGAUUUUGAGGCGGGAGUUAUAACGUAUCCCCUAUCUAAUGACAGCAACAUCAACAAUGCAAACAUCUGCACUUGGGUGAUCAAAAACUCCAAUAGUGAGGACAAAGUGCUCAACAUCACCUUUACCAAAUUCAAUCUGGGGUCUAGAAUGGCAACAAAUUGCAGCUUUAGACGUCCAAAUUUGGUCCUAUUUGACGGACUCACUUUAGAGCACCCUAGGAAAGGUCCAUUUUGCGGGAAAAAUCUUCCGAAUAGGGAUGGAAACUUUAUCAGCUCCUUCAACACUGUCAUCUUGCGCCUUCAAACUGGUACAUCAAACUCAACAUCAUCAUCGGCUUCAUUUGACUUGAACUGGCUCACAACAGAGCGAGGCUGCGGCGGCAAGUUUAGCGGUAUGACUCACGGCCGAAUCGAUUCUCCUACGACUAGCCCUCAAAAAACGUCAAAUGGACCACUGGAGUGUCGCUGGUCGGUGGAGGCAGAUUUCGGCAAGCGGAUUCAAUUUGUCUUCAACCACCUUCAGCUACCAUCAGCUCAAAACGCAGGGCCAGACUGCCCAAACUUCCUCGAAAUUAGAGAAGGCAUCGACUUCAGCCGACUCAACGAUACCUCCAGCACAAUAGUGCGCUUCUGCAAUUGGACCUCAACGGCGGAGUUCUCUGCCCCUGCCCCGGUCACCUCGGCGGGCAGCUCGGUGACGGUGCUCUUCCGCUCAGCAGAUGGCCGGGCCAGCCUGCAGGAGAAGGGCUUUCAGGCGCUCUUCCACCAGGUGCCCGGCGUCUGUGGGGGCGUGCUAACCAGCGCCCAGGGCACCAUCAGCCCACCGAUGCGCACCGCAGCUCGAGACGAGCUGGUGUACCAGCCAAACACCGCCUGCGACUGGCUGAUCAGAGCACUGCCCUCGGAGCGAAUCUCCAUUCGCUUUCUCAAGUUUAGCGUUGAAGCAGGCGCACGCAGAGAGAAUGGAGUUCGUCUCAAGGAGCGAAAGUGCAUUCACGAUGUGCUGGAGGUGCUGGACGGGCCGGAGAGCACUUCGCCGCUUAUUGCCCGACUGUGCGGCUACCAACAACCACCGGCGUAUACCAGCUCCGGGCGGUACAUGAGAAUCAGAUGGAAGAGUGAUGGCAGCGUUUCGCGACAGGGAUUUAUCAUUGACUUUAAAUCAAUUUGCGGUCGUGAGGUGGAAGUGGACACGACCAAGAGCUCCACUCUCAUUCAGUCGCCCGGCUACCCGGCGCCUAUUCAAGCAAGCAAAAACUGCACCUACGUCCUGAUUGCCCCUCCCGGCUACGCAGUGAAGCUGACCAUCGAAGAGAUGGACAUUGAGCCGGAUGAGAAGUGCCGCUUUGACUAUCUACUCUUCGGUGGGCAGAAGUACUGCGGCAGCAGUCUGCCGGCGCCCUUCUUUUCAAUGGGCAGCGAGCUUCGCUUCACACUGGUCACUGACCGCUCCAGGCCGAGCAAGGGCUUUUCCGGUCACUACACUGCCUUCUCGCUGGGUUGCGGUGGGACGCACCGACAGGGCCAGCCGGUGGUGGACUUGACGCUGGAGCGCCUUGGUGAAAGACCGGCCACUGAUUUGUGCUUCUGGGAGCUUCAGGCCAAUCAGUCGUACCUGGUCCUGUUGCAGUUCCAGCUCACUGAAUUCACAACCGAUCUGUCCAAAGAGUUGGGAGGUUUUGAAAUAUUCUACGAAACAAUCGGCAUGGGUUGCGGCGGACUGCUGACUGCCGAUUCAGGAAUAAUCGAAUCGCCAAACUAUGCGACUUACCAAACGUUGACCGACUGCAGCUACUCCAUUCAGGUGGCCCAAGGUUCGGCCAUUCAGCUGUACUCUGUUGAUUUGAGCCUACAGCCAAGUGGUCAAAGCGGCUGUCUUUUUGAAGUGAAAGAACUUCAAAUUUGGGAUGGAGCGGAUGAGGGUGGAAGGCCGUUUGGUCGCUUCUGCAGAACCGCCAACAGUGACAACCAACUUCCGCAACUCAUCUUCACCUCAAGCAGCAACAAAGCGUUCUUAAGGUUCAAGUCAAUCAACCCAACGACAUCCACAGCGAGCACCAGUAGCUUCCAGCUCCGGUACACCACCUUGUGCAACCGAACACUGUCGGGCACUCACGGCGUCAUUGAGUCACCCAACUAUCCCAAUCCACAUUCGCACAAUCUGAGCUGCGAGUAUCACCUCCUGGUGCCCAGGGGAAACAAUGUGACCGUUUCCUUUACAUCGCUCAAUCUGGAGCAGCUCAUUCGACGAAGCAGUAAAAUUGACUGCUCCUACGAUUACGUCAACAUUAGCCAGGUGAACAGAACUCAUCAGCUGUCCAUUGACCAGGUGGACCUAAUCAGCCUACUGAUGCCUGUGAAUCAGUCGGCUUUUCUGAACAGCAAAACCUUCUGCGGCAACUUCACCGGCAAUCUGCCGCCGCCAAUAACGUUCACCUCAAAUGAGCUGCUAAUCACCUUCCAGUCGGACCGAACUGUCUCCGUCAACAGUGGCUUUCGCCUGGAGUGGGGCGCUGUUGGCUGUGGCGGCAGCUUCAUUCUUCGGCAGAAUGUCUAUCGAAGGCGAAAGAACGUCAUCACGUCCCCUAACUAUCCUAAUAAGUAUCCUCACUCCGUUGAGUGUGUCUGGUACAUCCAAGCACCAGAAGGUCAUCGAGUUGAUCUGAUUGUAGAGGACUUGGCUUUUCAUAGGGUGUCAUGGUCUGAGUGUAGUGGCGGUGUCGACCACCUCUCAAUUCUGGGAGGACCUGAUUUAAACUCACCCGAGAUUACCAAACUGUGUGGUCAUACCUCUAAUCAGCAUGUCUCUUCUAUUGGCAAUCACAUGACGGUUAAAUUCGUCGGUGACAGCUUUGAAGGGUCGCCACGCGGAUUUAAAGCCACUUUCACCACUGAUGCGCAAGGCUGUGGAGGGCGUUACACGACUGGCUCUGGAUUUGUUGCAUCUCCUUCGUACGACGGUCGAGGCAGCCACUAUGACCCUCACUCAGACUGCUCGUACACCAUUGAAGUGGGAAGUCACAGUAACAUCAUGUUGACGCUGAAUGAUUUGCAAAUUCCCAUCUUGGCGCCCGACGGAAACUGUAGUGCUGCCUAUCUGGCAGUCUACGAUUCAGCCAGCCAGAUGGAGGGAAAGUUAUUGGGCAAGUUUUGCGGUGAUAUGAGCUCGGUGGCGAAUCCGGUGAUGAACAGCACCAACGGCGUGCUCUUUCUGCGCUUCAAAGCCGAUGGCCUACGAUCAGGAAGAGGGUUUAACGCAUCAUUUAGCGCCUUAUGCAGCAAGACCAUUCUAAUUCGAGAUGAGGACCCCUACCAGGUGCUCACUUCGCCCAACUACCCUCAUGUGAUGCAACGGCAGUAUGACUGCUACUACAUUCUGAAAGCAGCCAAUCCCUCGUCCACCAUUGCCGUUCAGAUGACCAACGUUCAAAUUCCUACCUACAAGCAUCAGCAGGUCGGUAAUGAGUGCAAGCGUCACCACAUUAAUUUUUACAAUGGAGAAGCUGCGGUGGCGGAUAAACUGCUGCACCACUACUGCUUGAAUGAAAUAGUACCGCCAAUUAUCUCAAGUGGAAGCUCUAUGUUCAUCGCCUCGCUUUAUACCGUUUUUCGGCUCAUGGUUUCGUCGGUCAAUGGCUUUUGUGGCGGAGACUUUAACGCCCUUGCUGGUGUUGUGUCCAGCCCGGGAUACCCAAACAGCUACACAACUAAUAUUGAGUGCAUCUGGGUUCUGAAGGCCUCUCCAGGAAAUAGAUAUGAGCUUGAAAUGAUGGACUUUGACCUUGAAGCAUCAGACUACUGCAAUGGCGACUACGUCGAAAUUCGACAGGGCAGCUCUAGUGGAGCGCUUUUUGGCGGCCGUCGCCUCUGCGGCAGUAAGGACAGUCUCCCAAGUUUGGACUCUCUAUUUAUUGGUGAUAUUUGGAUCAAGCUUCGAACUGACGAAGCGACAGUAGCAAAAGGUUUCAUGCUGCGUUUCAAGACCGCUACCAAUGUAGUGCUUUCCGGAGAAACGGGACAAAUUGCUUCACCGGGCUUUCCAAACGGCAUCUACGCUCUGAACCAGAGUUUCACGUACUCCAUUGUCGUCGCACCGAAUCAAUACGUAAAGAUUGCUUUUGAGACGCUAGUUUUAGAUGGCGGUUACAGUGACUACGGGUGUCGGCAAAAGCUGAGCAUUUUUGACGGACUGCUGGAUACCACCCAAUUGGAUGCCAGUUCAGUGGAGCAAAGCUCGUAUCGUCACUUGCCGAGACCAAAACUCCGUCUGUGCUCCACGACACACCCACCACCAUUUGCCUCGGAGGGCAACGCAGCCACAGUGGUCUUCUCGGCGACUCAGAACAACUUUUUGCAGGCCAAGUUCAGCUUUAAGUGGUCGAUGAUCAAUCGCAGCGAGCUGGCGCAGCAGUUUGAUGAGCACCUUGAGGGCGUUCCCGCCAACGUCAACUCUACCUUCAACCUUUUUGCUGGCCAGCUGGGCCAGUCGGUCAGCCUGACUGACGGCAACUACAGCCAGUGGACGGGAGCUAGAAGUGAUGUCAACUUUUACCUGAGCACGCACAGUUGGCUGCACUGGAACCUCUCUUGGUCGGGGCUGAGCUUUCCCCAUUCUGAUGGCUGCUGGGAAAAUCACAUUUUUGUGUACCUCUGGAAUGGCAACAAGUUCCAGAAGGCUAAAACCAUCUGCAGUGGCAAUUCAAUCCGACCUUUAGAGCUGCCUGGCAGUAAUCUGGUGAGGCUGCACAUGCAAUACAAUCAGAUUCUUUCUUUAACGCCGCAGCAGCAGCUUGACAGUGUGCCACACUACAAUCUCACCCUGGUGCCAGUGUGCGGCGGAAACUUUACCGAGCCAAGUGCAACCAUCAACUCUGAAGAAGUGGCUGGCAGGCCCUCUCUUUCCGGUGCUACCACCUGUCAUUGGCUGGUCAGGGUGCGACAGGGAAAGACCAUUGAGUUCACCGUGGUCUACUACUUCAUUGGCGUCUGCAGCACGCAGCUGGGUGAAUCUCUAAAGAUCUUCAACGGCGACUCAGAACGUUCGCCCCUGCUGGCGCCGCCACUGUGUCACAAUUCGAACAUGACCUCCUUUAAGCUGCCGCAGACGGCGGGUAAUGUUGCCUUCCUCGUCUUCAAGGCUUCAACGAAUAAAGAU
Rhagoletis zephyria (snowberry fruit fly) is the source of this 6717-nucleotide messenger RNA. Lineage: Eukaryota; Metazoa; Arthropoda; Insecta; Diptera; Tephritidae. The record is from RefSeq and is a predicted model, not a curated record.